Molecule: messenger RNA, 309 nt
Organism: Cannabis sativa
Lineage: Eukaryota; Viridiplantae; Streptophyta; Magnoliopsida; Rosales; Cannabaceae
Exons: 1
Coding region: 1-309 (102 amino acids)
Source: RefSeq, a predicted model, not a curated record
AUGGUUUUUGGUUCAUCUUCUACUGCAAUGGCUGAUAGAGUUUCAUUGUACUGUGCUUUGUUAUUAGCAGUUUUGUUGGUUAUGAGCUGCUGCGAAUCAAGGGAGAGCGAAAUCGCGCCACCAAAACACAUCAACAAUCACAAGAUUUGUGAUGAAAUUUAUGUUGUUCGCGAAGGCGAAACGCUGCAAACAAUCAGUGAAAGGUGUGGUGAUCCUUAUAUUGUUGAAGAGAAUCCUCAUAUUCAUGAUCUUGAUGAUAUUUACCCUGGUUUAGUCAUCAAGGUAACUCCAUUCAGGGAUAGGUACUAA